AUGUUAAUACCAAUUAUCGAAAAUAUCAGAUAUGAUGAAGUGAUCGACUAUCAGCAAGGAGAUGUCAAUUUUGGGAGCUACGAUGAAGACAGCAAUUACCUAUUACGGGUAUUCGAUGACCCCACUUUUGAUGGGAUUCCCGUAGACAAAACAAAAGGGCUGAUGGGAUCAGUAACCAAAGAAGUAUUAAUUCGUGUUCUGUUUGGGAUUCGAAAAGAAAUUCCUGUAUCGGUUGAUGAUAUUGACUGGUUGGUCAAAAACACGACAAUAUAUCCAAAAAUGGAUGUCAACAAGAUAAAGAACAGUGAUAAAAAAUGCGAGAUUCCUGUUUUCACGGAAGCUGUUUAUGAUAAAAAUUCCCCAUUCAAAAGACUUGAGGAUUCGGAUUAUCUUCUCACGGGUGCAUUGGAAUGUUCGAGAGAUGAAUUGAAAGCCGUCCUUUUGAAAGAUAAAGAAAUUCCAAGUUUCUACAAUUUGCAGAAGUGGGUUUCUGAAAGAAACAAACAAGUCACAACACAGGUGCCUAUUCCAAUCAGGCCAACAGUCCAACCAAUGGAGGAAGUCCACCAGAGCAACGAGAUGGAGGUUGAAGUCCCUCAUCCAGAAGACACUGGAUUCAUCCAAACAGGAUACUCCCAGCAAUACAUCUAA
This is a messenger RNA of Entamoeba invadens IP1, 651 nucleotides long. RefSeq lists its product as hypothetical. The record is from RefSeq and is a predicted model, not a curated record. The coding region runs from base 1 to 651 and encodes 216 amino acids. The transcript is spliced from 2 exons. Lineage: Eukaryota; Evosea; Mastigamoebida; Endamoebidae.